Molecule: messenger RNA, 8990 nt
Organism: Coregonus sp. 'balchen'
Lineage: Eukaryota; Metazoa; Chordata; Actinopteri; Salmoniformes; Salmonidae
Source: the annotation of a GenBank genome assembly
AUGGCCGGUAGGUCGUCUGUUGUCUCAGACAGACUGCAGACGCCGUCUGAGAAGUCCAGACACAGCAGCCCAAACCCCCUGGUCACUGUGGUGAUGGAGAUGUUUAUCUCUGUGGAGAACAUGAACAAGAUGGAGAACUUCCUAGACACCUGGAGCGAGAACCCCAAGGUUACCCUGCCCUGCUUCUUUAUUGUCUAUCUAUUCAAUGUCUGGAGAUUUAUUUUUGCUUGGCGAUGAACAUAAUAUAUUCUCAGUUAUGAGAAUAGAGACUUAUGAGGCUGUGUUCUACAAAUCUAUUCUGUUGGCCCAAUAGGCCUUAUCAGAUGUCCAUAUCAGUGCUGUUUCCUGACUGAUCAGGAAUUCCUCAUCUGAUUCUUGAUUUGUCAUUUCUGCUACAGUAUCUGUGUUGUCAUUGAAGUGGACUGGUUUGUGUCCUGAUUCUCUUUGGUAAACCAUUCCAUCCCUGUCUCUCUCCUCUCAUCCCCAGACCAACGUGCUGAUGGAGCUGAGGAAGUGGAAGCUGGCCUUCAUGGAGCAGCACAAGCUGGAGGUGAGGAAGGAGAGGGAGAAGCAUGCUGCCUGUAUAGCAGGCCUCACUGCAAAGAUGGACAAUCUGAAGGAAUUGCUCCACACCUACGAGACCUCCAACCAGAGGAAGGACGAGGUACGCAGUCUAGACACACGUCACACAAACCCCUGCACCACACACACACAUUACUGGUAGGGUCAUUCCUAUUUAAAGACAGUCAAGUAUUAUGAUGAAUUGGGUGUGUGAGGCAUCAUGUGUGACUUGUCUUGUUUUGCUUGUAGGUGAUAGUGAACCUGAGCCAGACAGUGGACAGACAGAGGGAGAGACUGGAGCUGAUGAGGACCUUCACCCACUGGAGACUGCAGCACAGUGAGGCCAGGAAGGAGGUGAGAGAGGGGGAGAGGGGUCACCCUCAUAGGGGAAUAGGUCUGGGGUGGAUGAGGUGGGGAGCGGUGGGUACGGGACACGCGUAUAAAGCACACUGUAUCUUAAUGUCUAUUUUUUUAAUUUUACUUUUCACCCCUUUUACUUUAACCGAGGAAUCAGUUGCUUUCACCCACUUAUUUCCUCUGAGAAAUUAAUGUCAUAACAUCCUUAGUGAACUGUAUCUUUAGCGUUGACAGUAGUCUAGCAGGGUUCGGGUUUAUGCAAAUCCUGAAUCUGAUUAAUCAGUUAAUCAUGAUUAACUGGCACAUGUAGUACCAUGUCAUUUCACAUUGAACAUCCAUUAUGUUUUCACACUUACAUUUUCCACCUAUGAUUUAUUUUAUUCCAUGUAGUAUUAUUGGUGUGGUGCCUGAUAUUAAUGGGUUAAAUAAGUUAUAUUUGCAAUCAUGUGACAAUUACAGUAUUUAAUACAUAAUCUUUCACUAAAUACCUGAAGAGUAGAAAAUCAAAAGUUGUUUCUUGUUCAUUUGAAUCCUGCUUAGUUGAGUCUUUCUAAACAUUUCUCCUCCUGUCCUUUGUCUGUCCUGCUUUCCCCCGUGUCCCCUCCCCUCUCGAGGCCCACAGCUACCGUCUGCAGCUGAAGAGGAAGGUGUGGGCAGGCUGGCACGCCCUGGUCCAGGGGAGGAGAAGGUGGAGAAGGCAUGCCGCACCCAGGCAGAGGAGGUCUAUGUGCACCUGUCAGCUGACUACGAGGACAAGAUGGCAGAGUUAAGGAGGGAAGAGCUGCACACACUACACACACACACAGGUUGCUACAUACAGUAGGCCUCUACACUUCCAAUCAUGGAACCAGAGAUCAUAUGUAAUUCUAACACUCUCUCUGAAAUGUGAAUGUAUUGUUUUUGUUGGGUGUUCUGUACUAAAAUAAGACAAUUUACCCACAGUUUCACAUGAGCACAGAACAGUAGCUAGCUACACUAACAGGAUAACCGAGAGACUGAAUAAACAUUGUCUUAUAGAAAUAGUUGUCACUCACCAAACUGCAGACCUGACACUUUGCAGCUUUUUAAAUGGCAAAUACACCUUUUUGAAGGUUUGUCUGUAAACCAGGUUUUGUGGAGAGGUUAAUAAUGUUGAUGAAUAACUGCUGCACUAAAGCAAGUGAGUGAGCUUGAUUGACUAAAAAUGUAAUUGAUGGAGGCUCAAAGCCCAGUGAAAGAGAGGAGCUAGAGCAGCGAUUGGGCCUGAGAGAGAGAGAUCCAUAGACAUGUAGUAGAGCAUAGUCCUAGCAGAAAGAGAGGAAUGGAAUAGGCUAGAGUUAUUGGCAGUACCAUAGACGUGAAGAGAAAGAAUGGAGCUAGAGCAGAACACAGGCCUAGCACAGAGAGUGAGUGAGUGAGGGACAGAGAAAGAUGGUUAUGACAGUGAGUGAGAGAAGAGAGGAAAUGCAGAAUAGACAUGGCAGAGAGACUAAGUGGUCAGUUCAGAGUUAGUGAUUUGAAACAAGCUUCCCUUCAACCUUUAUUCCUCAGUAACAAUCUAGCCUCUGCUCUUAUGCGUUCCACAAUGUUACCUUUGAAUUUUAAUUACAGUACGGUUAACAACGAUGAUACAUUAAUUAAUCCCUCUCUCCUCCCCCCCCACACUCUUUCUCCUCCCUCUUCUCUCCUUCCCUCUCUCUCUCUCUCCUUAUUUUCCCUCUCCCGGUGUGUAGCACGUGGCAGCGGUGGAUGCGGCCCAGGCUGAGAUCCAGAGCCUGCGGGCAGAGAGGGAGCGUUAUGAGGAGUCCAUGAAGAAGGCUUUUAUCAGGGGCGUGUGUGCCCUCAACAUGGAGGCCCUUGGCAUGUUCCACACUGGAGAGGGACGCACGAACUGCACGGUUAGUAACACACACACACGGCUCUGUCAAGAAACUCUUCUGUUCCUGACAUUUUAAUUCAUAGAACAUUUGUCUUUAAAAAGUGUAUUCUACCUUCCCCAGUCAUAUGAUCUGAUCAACCCACACAUUGUUUAUUAGCCUAUUGGCUAGGCUACGGUAAAACAGACACUAGUUGUCCAAUAGAGUGCAGUCUGCUGCUACUGACACUUUGACAGUUUAGAUUUACGAAGUGGAGAGGGGUAAUUUUUUUCUUUCGUCUGGCUCAUUCAUUAGUUCAUUGGAUGGCGUGAUGAUGGAAAAUCUUUGAAUGUGCUGACUGAGUGGUUAUCUUUGUGGAGGUUGCUACAUACAGGCUGGUCAUGGCUCACAUAAACACCAUUAUCCCAGAAACCCUAGACCCACUCCAAUUUGCAUAAUCUCUAUUGCACUCUCCCACCUGGACAAAAGGAACACCUACAGUUGAAGUCGUAAGUUUACAUACACCUUAGCCAAAUACAUUUAAACUCAGUUUUUCACAAUUCCUGACAUUUAAUCCUAGUAAAAAUCCCCUGUCUUAGGUCAGUUAGGAUCACCACUUUAUUUUAAGAAUGUGAAACGUCAGAAUAAUAGUAGAGAGAAUGAUUUAUUUCAGCUUUUAUUUCUUUCAUCACAUUCCCAGUGGGUCAGAAGUUUACAUACACUCAAUUAGUAUUUGGUAGCAUUGCCUUUAAAUUGUUUAACUUGGGUCAAACGUUUCGGGUAGCCUUCCACAAGCUUCCCACAGUAAGUUGGCCAUAAGGCAAUAAGGCGGCAGGUAGCUUAGUGGUUAAGAGCAUUGUGCCAGUAACCGAAGGGUCGCUGGUUCUAAUCCCCGAGCCGACUAGGUGAAAAAUCUGUCGUUGUGCCCUUGAGCAAGGCACUUAACCCUAAUUGCUCCUGUAAGUCACUCUGGAUAAGAGCGUCUGCUAAAUGACAAAAAAAGAAAAGUUGGGUGAAUUUUGGCCCAUUCCUCCUGACAGAACUGGUGUAACUGAGUCAGGUUUGUAGGCCUCCUUGUUCGCAAAUGCUUUUUCAGUUCUGCCCACAAAUGUUCUAUAGGAUUGAGGUCAGGGCUUUAUGAUGGCCACUCCAAUACCUUGACUUUGUUGUCCUUAAGCCAUUUUGCCACAACUUUGGAAGUAUGCUUGGGGUCAUUGUCCAUUUGGAAGAGCCAUUUGCGACCAAGCUUUAACUUCCUGACUGAUGUCUUAAGAUGUUGCUUCAAUAUAUCCACAUAAUUUUCCUUCAUCAUGAUGCCAUCUAUUUUGUGAAGUGCACCAGUCCCUCCUGCAGCAAAGCACCCCCACAGCAUGAUACUGCCACCCCCAUGCUUCAUGGUUGGGAUGCUGUUCUUCGGCUUGCAAGCAGCCCCCUUUUUCCUCCAAACAUAACAAUGGCCAUUAUGGCCAAACAGUUCUAUUUUUGUUUCAUCAGACCAGAGGACAUUUCUCCAAAAAGUAUGAUCUUUGUCCCCAUGUGCAGUUGCAAACCGUAGUCUGGCUUUUUUAUGGCGAUUUUGGAGCAGUGGCUUCUUCCUUGCAGAGUGGCCUUUCAGGUUAUGUCGAUAUAGGACUCGUUUUACUGUGGAUAUAGAUACUUUUGUACCUGUUUCCUCCAGCAUCUUCACAAGGUCCUUUGCUGUUGUUCUGGGAUUGAUUUGCACUUUUUGCACCAAAGUACGUUCAUCUCUAGGAGACAGAACGCAUCUCCUUCCUGAGCGGUAUGACGGCUGCGUGGUCCCAUGGUGUUUAUACCUGCAUAUUAUUGAACGUGGUACCUUCAGGCGUUUGGAAAUUGCUCCCAAGGAUGAACCAGACUUGUGGAGGUCUACAAAUUUCUGAUUUCUGAUUUCUUUUGAUUUUCCCAUGCUGUCAAGCAAAGAGGCACUGAGUUUGAAGGUAGGCCUUGAAAUACAUCCACAGGUACACCUCCAAUUGACUCAAAUGAUGUCAAUUAGCCUAUCAGAAGCUUCUAAAGCCAUGACAACAUUUUCUGGAAUUUUCCAAGCUGUUUAAAGGCACAGUCAACUUAGUGUAUGUAAACUUCUGACCCACUGGAAUUGUGAUACAGUGAAUUAUAAGUGAAAUAAUUGUUGGAAAAGUUACUUGUGUCAUGCACAAAGUAGAUGUCCUAACCGACUUGCCAAAACUACAGUUUGUUACAAAGAAAUUUGUGGAGUGGUUGAAAAACAAGUUUUAAUGACUCCAACCUAAGUGUAUGUAAACUUCCGACUUCAACUGUAUGUGAGAAUGCUAUUCAUUGACAACAGCUCAGCGUUCAACACCAUUGUGCCCUCAAAGCUCAUCACUAAGCUAAGGACCCUGGGACUAAACACCUCCCUCUGCAACUGGAUCCUGGACUUCCUGACGGGCCGCCCCCAGGUGGUAAGGGUAGGUAACAACAUAUCUGCCACGCUGAUCCUCAACAUGGGGGCCCCUCAGGGGUGCGUGCUCAGUCCCCUCCUGUACUCCCUGUUCACCCAUGACUGCAUGGCCAGGCACGACUCCAACACCAUCAUUAAGUUUGCCGACGACACAACAGUGGUAGGCCUGAUCACCCACAACGACGAGACAGCCUAUAGGGAGGAGGUCAGUGACCUGGCCGUGUGGUGCCAGGAUAACAACCUCUCCCUCAACGUGAUCAAGACAAAGGAGAUGAUUGUGGACUACAGGAAAAGGAGGACCGAGCACGCCCCCAUUCUCAUCGACGGGGCUGUAGUGGAGCAGGUUGAGAGCUUCGAGUUUCUUGGUGUCCACAUCACCAACAAACUUUCAUGGUCCAAACAUACCAAGACAGUCGUGAAUUAGUCACCCCCCUCCCUAAAAAUUGUCAAAGACUCCAGCCACCCUAGUCAUGGACUAUUCUCUCUGCUACCGCACGACAAGCGGUACCGGAGCGCCAAGUCUAGGUCCAAAAGGCUUCUUAACAGCUUCUACCCCCAAGCCAUAAGACUCCUGAACAGCUAAUCAAAUGGCUACCCGGACUAUUUGGCUACCUGUUGUAUUCGGUGCAUGUGACAAAUAAAAUGUGAUUUGUAACCUUGGUCUGGUAUUGACUGAUGGGCAAGGACCUCUUCUGAUAGUUUGUGUGUGUGUGCAUGCGUGUUUGGUCAUUGUGCGAAUGCAUGUAUAUGAGAUUUUAGGGUUCAGCUUAAAGUAAAAGUGUUUCUAUUUGCUGUUUCAUUUAUCUGUGUAGAAAUUUAGCUUUGUAGGUUGUUUAUUUUUUUUUGGGGGGGGGGGGGGGGGGAUUAAUUCAAAUGACCGGGAAUGUCAUACAGUGUCAUUUUACAACUGACAGGGCCACCGUCUGCAAAUGACAGAAUGUGAUUUAUGUUGGUCAGAUUUGAUCAUAUUGGGCAUCAUGUUUUGUUUGUCAUCUUUGACCUGUCCAGUCAUGAAGCUGAUCUGACUUCAGGACAAGCCUGUGUACACAUUAUAUGACUGAUCUUAUUGGUCUUCCCUCCGCAGAUGCUCCGCCCCCCCGGCACGAUCCUGGCUCAGGCUCAUUGGGCUACCUCCAGCCAAGGACCGCCGCCUCCGUUCGGUUCAGCCCACUCCACUUUGACCCCCCUGUACCACCGCCCCAGAGUGACGCAGAGGAGACGGUGAGAAGCUGACACACACCCUGGUUACGGUGCAUACAACGGUUUUCACUACUACUACAGAUCAGGUUCCGCCAUCAUUAAACAUUGUCACAUUUGCUGCCGUUGUAUUUAUUAUUUCUCAAGACUUGACAUUUUCUCACUAACAAUAUUUCAUAUGGGUGUAAUUGUCACUACACAAUGUGCAAUACUGACUCCUCAAACACCCAAUGUGUGAUACAUUGGAUAGGCCUGUUAUAUUUACAGUGGAUCAGUUUGUCUAAUUUCUUCAUCUCCUCUGUGUAUGGGCUUCUACCUGCACUCUUAACAUCUGCCCACUCACUCAAUCUCUCAGGUGGGUUCCAGUGCCCCAGCCUCCAGGGCCGAGGUGUUCCCCUCCACCACAGUUGUCCACAGCAGCCUACAACCAGGGGGCACUGCAAGCUCCCACAGACAGGUUAAUGGCACUGCAAGCUCCCACAGACAGGUUAAUGGCACUGCAAGCUCCCACAGAGCACAGACCAGUUCGUACUGGCAUUUAUGUUGGUCUAUGGCACUGGGAGCUUAUUGUGGCUAUGUCCCGAUUCUCAACCCCUCUCCCACUUUCUGUCAUGGAUCUACAAUCCUUGGAUUGGUGUAAUCAUUGACUAGAGGGAGUUUUAACCAUUGUUAAAUCCAUGAUGAGAAGUGUUUGGAAAAAGGGUGUCAGCCCCUAUCUCUGGUUACUGUUACCUUUUUCCUCACCAUUUGGCAAACAAAGUGAAAGGUCAUGUAAACUCAGCAAAAAAAGAAACGUCCCUUUUUCAGGACCCUGUCAUUCAAAGAUAAUUUGUAAAAAUCCAAAUAACUUCACAGAUCUUCAUUGUAAAGGGUUUAAACACUGUUUACCAUGCUUGUUCAAUGAACCAUAAACAAUUAAUGAACAUGCACCUGUGGAACGGUCGUUAAGACACUAACAGCUUACAGACGGUAGGCAAUUAAGGUCACAGUUAUGAAAACUUAGGACACUAAAGAGGCCUUUCUACUGACUCUGAAAAACACCAAAAGAAAGAUGCCCAGGGUCCCUGCUCAUAUCCGUGAACGUGCCUUUGGCAUGCUGCAAGGAGGCAUGAGGACUGCAGAUGUGGCCAGGGCAAUAAAUUGCAAUGUCCGUACUGUGAGACGCCUAAGACAGCGCUACAGGGAGACAGGACGGACAGCUGAUCGUCCUCGCAGUGGCAGACCACGUGUAACAACACCUGCACAGGAUCGGUACAUCCGAACAUUACACCUGCGGGACAGGUACAGGAUGGCAACAACAACUGCCCGAGUUACACCAGGAACGCACAAUCCCUCAAUCAGUGCUCAGACUGUCCGGACUGAGGGCUUGUAGGCCUGUUGUAAGGCUGGUCCUCACCAGACAUCACCGGCAACAACGUUGCCUAUGGGCACAAACCCACUGUCGCUGGACCAGACAGGACUGGCAAAACGUGCUCUUCACUGACGAGUCGAGGUUUUCUCUCACCAGGGGUGAUGGUCGGAUUCGUGUUUAUCGUCGAAGGAAUGAGCGUUACACCGAGGCCUGUACUCUGGAGCGGGAUCGAUUUGGAGGUGGAGGGUCCGUCAUGGUCUGGGCGUCAUCGGACUGAGCUUAUUGUCAUUGCAGGCAAUCUCAACGCUGUGUGUUACAGGGAACACAUCCUCCUCCCUCAUGUGGUACCCUUCUUGCAGGCUCAUCCAGCAUGACAAUUCCACCAGCCAUACUGCUCGUUCUGUGCGUGAUUUCCUGCAAGACAGGAAUGUCAGUGUUCUGCCAUGGCCAGCGAAGAGCCUGGAUCUCAAUCCCAUUGAGCAUGUCUCGGACCUGUUGGAUCGGAGGGUGAGGGCUAGGGCCAUUCCCCCCAGAAAUGUCUGGGAACUUGCAGGUGCCUUGGUGGAAGAGUGGGGUAACAUCUCACAGCAAGAACUGGCAAAUCUGGUGCAGUCCAUGAGGAGGAGAUGCACUGCAGUACUUAAUGCAGCUGGUGGCCACACCAGAUACUGACUGUUACUUUUGAUUUUGACCCCCCCUUUGUUCAGGGACACGUUAUACCAUUUCUGUUAGUCACAUGUCUGUGGAACUUGUUCAGUUUAUGUCUCAGUUGUUGAAUCUUGUUAUGUUCAUACAAAUAUUUACACAUGUUAAGUUUGCUGAAAAUAAACGCAGUUGACAGUGAGAGGACGUUUCUUUUUUUGCUGAGUUUAUUUAUUGACUGUUCCUUAAUGAUCAUAAUUUGAAUCAGGUCAGUACACGGGUGAUCACAGCAAGUCAACAGAAAGCCUCCAAAACCAUGGCCGCUCGCGUCACGACACGCUCCGACCUCUGUAUUCCCAGCUUCGUCCACACUCCCGGCAACCUCCAGGUUAUGGGUGUGGCUCCUCCCAUGAGCUGUCAUCGUGGUGCGCAAUCACCGCGUCACACAGGUACACCAUCAUCACCAAACGUCUAUUUUACGUUGAAUCAAUAUCACCAAACAAGUAGAUUUAUGAUCUGUAGAAAUGCACCUUUGCUGGAUAGACCUCAAACUGUCUCACUUUUCUCCCUCCCAGCUCAUGGUGGGUCAGGCCACAGCAGCUAA